This is a messenger RNA of Pipistrellus nathusii (Nathusius's pipistrelle), 924 nucleotides long. Lineage: Eukaryota; Metazoa; Chordata; Mammalia; Chiroptera; Vespertilionidae. The record is from the annotation of a GenBank genome assembly.
AUGUCAAAAAAGAUAAAAGAUCCAAUAGAACUAUUUCAUUCUGGGCAGCUGGUAAAAGUCUCCGCCCCAAUGGUUCGAUAUUCAAAGUUAGCUUUUAGGACACUAGUAAGAAAGUACAAUUGUGAUCUGUGCUACACACCAAUGAUAGUGGCUGCUGAUUUUGUCAGAUCUGAAAAAGCCAGAGACAGUGAAUUUACCACAAACCAAGGUGAUUGCCCAUUGAUUGUUCAGUUUGCUGCUAAUGAUGCAAGACUUUUAUCUGAUGCUGCUCGUAUAGUCUGUCCUUAUGCGAAUGGAAUAGACAUUAACUGUGGUUGCCCUCAGAGGUGGGCAAUGGCUGACGGUUAUGGAGCUUGCUUAAUAAACAAGCCAGAGCUUGUUCAAGAUAUGGUGAAACAAGUAAGAAAUCAAGUGGAAAAUCCCAGAUUUUCAGUAUCUAUUAAAAUAAGGAUCCAUGAUGACCUUGCAAGAACUGUGGAUCUUUGUCGAAAGGCUGAAGCAACGGGAGUCUCCUGGAUUACAGUCCAUGGGAGAACCGUUGAAGAAAGACACCAGCCAGUUCACUAUGAAGCCAUUAAAAUAAUUAAGGAAAAUAUGUCUAUACCGGUUAUUGCUAAUGGAGACAUCAGAAGCUUAAAAGAAGCAGAAAAUGUGUGCCAUAUUACUGGCACAGAUGGUGUGAUGGUUGCAAGAGGACUCUUAGCAAACCCAGCCAUGUUUGCUGGAUAUGAAGAAACCCCCCUGAAAUGUAUCUGGGAUUGGGUUGACCUCGCUCUUGAACUUGGAACUCCUUUUAUGUGUUUCCAUCAACAUUUAAUGUACAUGAUGGAAAAGAUAACUUCCAGGCAAGAAAAAAGAGUAUUUAAUGCUUUGUCAAGCACAGCAGCAGUCUUAGAUUACCUUACAGACAAUUAUGGGAUUUGA